AAAUUCAGAAUUAUAUUCAUAUAUAAAAAAUAUUAUUGAUUUAUAUAAUAUCAUGGGGAUCGAUAGUACAUCAAAAUUAGAGGUUAAGAGUUCAAAAUUACAAAAACGAACGAAGAAAAUAAAUAAAUCAGAAGAAAUUACAACUGAAACAAAUAAUAUUAAUAUCUCAGAAUAUGAUACUAAUCAAAAAGAAGAUAUGAAUAACCAGGCAGUAAAACAUAAAAAACAAAAGGGAAAAAGAAAAAGAUCAAAUACCAUUAAUAAUAAUAAUGAAGUAAUUAAAGAAACAAAAGUAAUUGAAACAAAAAAGAAUAAUUCUAUUAAAAUGAAUGAAAAUCAAGAUGAAGAAGAAAUAAAUAAUAAGAUAAUACCACCAAAGAAGAAAGCAAAUAUACAUGUAAUAAAUGAUAUAAAUAACAUAGAAGAACUUCAUAAAUGUAAUAAUGUAAAAACUCCAAAACAACCUUCUAAGAGACAGAUGAAAAGAGAAAAGGCUGAAAAAAAAGAGAAUGAAAAAAGAAUGGCCAAUAAAACAGAAGCAAUGAAAAAAGGACUUAAUUAUGUUUCAAAGUGGAAAUAUGCAAGAACUGAAUGGAAAUUUGAAAAAUUAAGACAAAUUUGGUUAAUUGAGAAUUUGUUAGAUGAAAUUUCUAUACCAAAUGACAUUUUCCCAACAGUUUUAGAAUAUUUUGAAGGAUGUAAAGGUAUGGCUAGAGAACAACUUUUAAAAAAAGGUAUGGAUGUUAUAAGGAAAGUAGAAGAAAAUGAAGAAAAUAAAAAUAAGGAAUCUGUUGUUUAUCAGAGAGCAAGAAGACUUCUACAAGCUUUGCCUACUGAAACAUAAUCUAAAAUUGUAUUUAAAAAUUAUCAAUUAUUUGAUAAUUUUUGUUGAAAUUGAAUAUUCUUUUUAUAUAUUAUUCAAUAUUGUUUUUUUCAUUAAUGAAAUAGAUGUAUUAAAUUUUUGUAAAUAUUUAAAUAAUUAAAUUUAUCUGACUAUUACAUGAAAAAUAAUUUAUUUAACAAUUUCCUAUGUAUAUGAAAUCUAUAAAAAUAAGAGAUAUAUGUUAUAAUUAAAAACUUAUAUAUUGCAUUGUACAUUUUUUACCAUAUAAUAUUAUACAAAUAUCCCAAUAACUACAAAUCAUUUCAUAAGAAAAUUACAAUUAAAAUAGAUUACAUUAUUCUGAAUACUUAUCUACAAAUUGUUUAAGUUUAUCUACAUCCUGAAGACCAACAAUUCUAUCUAAAACCUUUCCAUCUUUCAUUGCAAUUAAGACUGGAACA
Molecule: messenger RNA, 1284 nt
Organism: Apis dorsata (giant honeybee)
Lineage: Eukaryota; Metazoa; Arthropoda; Insecta; Hymenoptera; Apidae
Exons: 4
Coding region: 53-844 (263 amino acids)
Source: RefSeq, a predicted model, not a curated record